Messenger RNA from Egretta garzetta (little egret), 1871 nucleotides. It is a transcript of the gene DUS1L, whose product is annotated as dihydrouridine synthase 1 like. Gene Ontology annotation, biological process: tRNA processing. The record is from RefSeq and is a predicted model, not a curated record. The transcript has 13 exons. Bases 1 to 1239 code for a protein of 412 amino acids. Lineage: Eukaryota; Metazoa; Chordata; Aves; Pelecaniformes; Ardeidae. Gene Ontology annotation, molecular function: flavin adenine dinucleotide binding; tRNA dihydrouridine synthase activity.
AUGAUGUUCUGUGCCAAUGACCCUGAAGUGUUUGUCCAAGCAGCACUGUUGGCUCAGGAUUAUUGCGAUGCCAUAGACCUAAAUUUGGGUUGCCCCCAAAUGAUUGCAAAAAGAGGUCACUACGGAGCAUUUCUGCAAGAGGAGUGGGAUCUUCUUCAGAGAAUGAUUUUACUGGCUAACGAGAAGCUCUCUGUUCCCAUCACAUGCAAAAUCCGCGUUUUCCCAGAAAUUGACAGGACAGUGAAGUAUGCACAGAUGCUGGAGAAAGCUGGCUGCCAGUUGCUGACUGUGCAUGGCCGAACUAAAGAACAGAAAGGACCGCUUGCUGGCGUGGCAUCUUGGGAGCACAUUCAAGCUGUCAGAAAAGCUGUAAGCAUUCCGGUAUUUGCAAAUGGAAACAUCCAGUGUCUCAGUGAUGUGGAAGAAUGUAUCCGUAAGACAGGAGUACAUGGUGUCAUGAGCGCAGAAGGUAAUCUUCAUAACCCCGCUUUGUUUGAGGGCCGAAACCCAUUGGUGUGGGAGAUGGCUGAGGAGUAUCUGGAGAUAGUGCAGAAGUACCCUUGUCCAUUGUCUUAUGUUAGGGCUCAUCUCUUCAAGCUCUGGCAUCACACGCUUCAAGUUUACCAGCAGCUGCGUGAAGAAUUAGCAAAAGUGAAGACUCUAGAGGGCAUUGUAGACGUCAACAGGGAGCUGAAACUGCGAUGCCAGGAAGAAAUAGCUAAUCAGAAAGAAGGAGAAAAGCCAAAAGAAGGGUUGCCCUUUUUCCACUGGAUCUGUCAGCCAUACAUCAGGCCAGGGCCAAAGGAGAGAUGCAAGGAGAAUGGAGCCAGUGGGUCUGACAAAGGUGUGCGAGGGAAACGUGCUCUGGAAGAGGAGGAAGAUGGAAAUUCUGAGCUUCUGUCAAAGAAUAAGCAAAAAAAGAAGUUAAGAAAUCCAAAUAAAACCUUUGAUCCAUCUUUAAAACCCAAAUAUGCAAAAUGUGAUCAAUGUGGAAACCCUAAGGGCAAUAAAUGUGUGUUUAAUAUGUGCCGAGGAUGCUGUAAGAAAAGAGCGUUCAAGGAGACAGCAGACUGUCCAGGUCAUGGAUUACUUUUUAAGACCAAAUAUGAAAAAUCCCUUUCAUGGCAGAGUAGUCAAAGAGUGAUUCAAAACCCAGAGAUCAGUCGGAGAGGAGAUAAAGAUGUGGGGAAGACUGCUGUACUGAAGGAGGCUGGUGAAGCUUCGGAAAUGAAUAGUUAAAGAGCUCCUGCCAGGCCUGUGCUUCCCUGGGCCAAAGAACAUGCCUCCAGCUCAUGGCCAGCUGUGUGAACGUGUGCCACAGGUUUAUUUUAAGUUCUGGAAAAGUUUUAUUUAAGUAAAAAGCUGCUUACUCAGGGAAUUAUCCUGCAUUUGAAAUAAAAAGGAUGCAAUCAAAUUUCUCAUGCUGUGUUUUAAAGACGGAAAAUGCUGCAUUUUUUUGGGUGGGGGCAACCUAUGUAAGCUUCCAUCACAAUCUGCCUCUUGUAUGUUCAUUAACCUUUCAUGUCCUGUUUUUAAUACUGGGGAAUAAAUUUCUUGUAUUAGAACAGCCUUCUGGCAUGCUGAAAAUAGCAAUGUUAAUGACUUCUUCACUAACAGAAAGUAUGUCGCAUUUGUCUGAGCUUCAGCCGAGCACGUUUUCAAUGCAGGAAGGAGUCUAGCUGUACUUGGAAAACAUGAAUGCAAAACUGUAAGAUGCUGCUAUAACCACAGUGUGUAGUAACAAUUAUGUUACACAGUAUGAUAAAGCUUAACGGUCUCCCAUGAGCCAAAGGUUGGGGGAAAAUUAAUCUCCAUUUUAAUAGGGCUCUCUGAAAUUAUGUGCUAGCAUUAGAACCAAGCCCAUGAACCUU